This is a messenger RNA of Durusdinium trenchii, 366 nucleotides long. Lineage: Eukaryota; Dinophyceae; Suessiales; Symbiodiniaceae. The record is from the annotation of a GenBank genome assembly.
AUGGCAUGUGUCAAUGUACCAGGCCAGGCAUUGGCCCCAAUCUCUCGGUUGAUGGCCCGAGUUUGGGGCAAUGGAGACAACGCCAAUGCCUAUAAGGACGCCAAGGUGGCCUUCACCAAGCCCAAAUCCUCAUGCGCAGUUGAGGUGACGGACACCAAGAACGAGAAGCAUGACGCCUCGGCGGAGGCCUCCGCUCCCAAAGCCCGUCGGAACAAGGAGGUGCAAAUUGACGCGACCACUAUGGUGCCAUCAGAUCUUUAUUGGACCAUGUUGAGGGCGGGGGAGAAAGCCAAGAACGGAGGACAGCAUCGCCUGAAGACGAGCCAUCGUGGCGUCGAGUCUCAUCAUUUGGUGCGGAGCAGCUAA